CUGAAUGGAAGCAUCAUGUGAAACUUGAGGCGUCUGUCGUCAGGAUUUCUGCGCGGACGCCGCACGCACUGUGGCUGCAGCAGGACGCAGCCAGGGGGACGUUUCAUUCCUGUGGUGUCUGUCCCUCUCGUGUUUGUGUUUGCGCUCUGAAUCGGAGUGAUGCGCGCAUGGAGGACAUCAUUCUGGGCGUUCUUCGGUUGGUGUUGGUGAUGGACGGAGAACGGACGCGCUCUGGAUAGACCCUGCGCCGUGAAGUUCACGUGGGAAGCGGCGAGACAUUUGGUUUUAUAGGUCAUGUCAAGCCCUAGCAUCCGUGUGAAGGUCGACAAGAAAAAUCCUGUACAUUUCAUCCCAGGGGAGAUGUGGCUGAACUCUUCAGUAUGACAUAAACCCCGGUCCUCCAGCCUACACGUCUUCAGGGAUGGAUAUCGUGAACUUCACGACCGUCAUCGACAAUGGGUUCUUGGACGACAUGCCAUCGAGCCGCGUGCUGACCGGCUGCUUCCUCUCGCUGCUCAUCCUUACCACGCUGCUGGGAAACACGCUGGUGUGUGCGGCCGUCACCAAGUUUCGUCACCUGCGCUCCAAAGUCACCAACUUCUUUGUGAUCUCGCUGGCCGUCAGCGACCUCUUGGUGGCCAUCCUGGUGAUGCCGUGGAAGGCGGUGACGGAGAUCGCGGGCUUCUGGCCGUUUGGCUCUUUCUGUGACACCUGGGUGGCUUUUGACAUCAUGUGCUCCACGGCAUCCAUUUUGAACCUUUGCGUGAUAAGCCUAGACCGCUACUGGGCCAUCUCCAGCCCCUUUCGCUAUGAGAGGAAGAUGACACCCAGAGUGGCCUAUGUCAUGAUCAGCGUGGCCUGGACGUUGUCUGUCCUCAUUUCUUUUAUCCCCGUGCAGCUCAACUGGCACAAAGCCCAGAGCAAACCUUACAAGCCGCUCACUGAGCCGUUAGUGUCACUGGAAUCAAACGCUACAUCUCUACCCACCUCCGAAAAUUGUGACUCCAGCCUGAACAGGACCUACGCCAUCUCCACCUCUCUCAUAAGCUUCUAUAUCCCUGUCGCUAUAAUGCUGGCCACAUACACACAGAUUUACCGUAUUGCUCACAGACAAAUCAGGAGGAUCUCUGCCCUGGAGCGUGCCGCAGAGAGCGCCAAGAACAGGCACAACAGUUUGGGCCGAGGCUCCAGCAUCGCGGAGUCGGAGAGCUCAUUCAAAAUGACAUUUAAAAGGGAGACAAAGGUGCUGAAGACACUGUCAGUGAUAAUGGGGGUGUUUGUGUGCUGCUGGCUGCCAUUUUUCAUCCUAAACUGCAUGGUGCCCUUCUGCGAGCAGUCAAGCGGAGGAGAGGCCUUCACUUGCAUAAGCCCCACCACCUUUGACGUGUUCGUGUGGUUCGGUUGGGCUAACUCCUCCCUCAACCCCAUCAUCUAUGCCUUCAAUGCCGAUUUCCGCAAGGCCUUCUCCAUCCUGCUGGGCUGCCACAGACUGUAUCCAGGAGGCCACAACGUAGAGACAGCCAGUCUAAACAAGAAGUGACUCACGACUCUCCCGGCACUGACUCAUCCCUUUAUUCCAGGAGUCCAGGAGUUUAAUGUGCGUCCAGCCUGACCGAGAGGAGGACGCUGCUGUCUGUGCUUCUGCGCUAACUCUUGGUGUUACUGAAUGGUACUGUGACACUACGUGUGCACACGUUGGCAUUGGGUGAGUGUGACCCUGCUGUGCUUUCUGUGGCUGUUACACAACCUUCAGAAGUGAGAAUCGCGUCUGGGAGCAGGGUGGAUUUAGGAUUGAGAUUAAGAUGUUGCUGGUUGUGCCAGGCGCCUGAGCGUGUGCCGGUACUGACAUGGAUCCAGGAUGCAUAAUCCACGGAGCUGGGCAGCCUGCACUGUGGCCGACGCUGCUGUCCUCCUUAGCGUCACACUCUACAGCGCACAGGGUCAAGGCAUCCUCUGCUGACUACAGUGCAACUGCUGCAAAACUCGUGCACUUUACCAAAUUACGCGACGGCUCACAGAUCUACUGUCACACAACGAGAUUAAAACUCUCUGCAAGGACCAAGGUAAUGCAUCCAACCAAAUCGUGUUUGGUGUAAGUGCAGGAACAUAAUACACCCACAAGUGACUUAAUGUUGCAGCCAGAAUGCAAAACAUCGUUGGAUAAACCGCAUUUGUGUUUCAUGUGACAGCUCUCCGAGGGGAAAACUGUGGUCUGAAUUUAUUUUAAAAGUAACAUGUAGGUGUGAAGGGGUUCUAGGCUAGUAGGAUAUUCCUUUACCUCUGCCAGUUGUUGGAUUAUUAUACAUGCAGAUCAAAUGAAUGCAAAACUUAUUACAGCUUGAAAUGAGGAUGCACCGUGAAACCAGCUGGUGACUGCCAUUUUCAAACUGGACCAAUCCUUUUUCAUUCAGUGAGCGCUGCAAGGUCUCACUACCAACAACACUCUGCCAAGUGGGAACAAUUGCUGCAGGAAAAACACCAAAGUUAGUCAUUUUCCAUAUUAACAAUGCAUUUAAAAAUAAAGCUGUGUUUGUAAAAAUGCAGCUGUAUUGUACAGAAAUAUCUGUGUUUUGCUUUGGGAAAGACUUUAGGCAACAACAGGAAGGCUGAGCAAAGUUGCUGUAUUUUCAGCGUUUCAGCAUCCGUCUUUAUGGAACUUGCUGGAUUUGGAAAUGUUGACAGGCUGACGAAAAUCUCAAACUCGCCUACAGGAAAGUAGGUGUUUAAACUCUGUAGAGUAUACAUAUCCAGAUUACAGUUUUGGUAAUGGUACCUGCUCUAAACUAUGCUAAGUGCUUAGAUAAAGACCAUUCAAAAGUUUAACUCCAUAAUCAUCUUGUCUUUCUCUUAGAAUUGUAAAAGCAUCUAUUACAGCUGUUGCUCUCUUCUCCUGAUACUACUAAUGAUGAUUCAGGGAUAGCUAGGAAAAAAACUUUAACCUGAGAUCAGGAAAUGAUCACCAAAUUCUGAUCGCUGAAUCUCGGAGUUCAAAUAACAAUGAAUCUCAACAAAGCUUGGUCACCAGUUAUUCUGAGUUCUGUCCUGCCCAUUUGAAUUGACAUUUUUUUCAAUGGAUUAUAACAUAUAUAAAUACACAUUGGUGUAACUUUCAGUUUAAUUAGGCAUUCGAUUUAGCCAAACAUUGACCAUAAAGGUUUUCCAUGCUCUUUGGUAGAAGUAGUGACUUUGAAGACAGCAGAAAAACGUAGGAAUUGCACAAUUAUCCCCAUCUACGCUUUUAAUCAUAUAAGUACACCAGAAUAGGUGCUGUUUCUUGAUGCACGAGUUCUUACCGUUGACUAAUUUAAUUACACAGCAGUAAGAAAUAGUCUUAUUCUUCAGCAAUUGACUGAUCACCAGUUGGACCCGAUUAUUGGAAAAUUGUUCGAUUUUGGUCACUGGCAGGUUGAGUGGUGCAUCACUAAUUUCAUAAGGAGUGAAAUCCAACAGAAUCAUUUACCAGUGCCCAGAGAUUCUAACAAACUCCCAAGAUUGGAAGAGAAGGACACAAUGAAAAGGUAGUGCUGAUUCUUGCUAAGCAGCUAAAUGUUUAUUCAUUUAAACAAGUACACUUUCUAAAGAGAAACAGGGAACCCAAUGAGAAAAUAUUCACUUAGCUAUCAACCAAUGCUUAUGUCAUGCAACUGGACUUUUAGAUAUCGCCUACUCUUGCACAUUUGGGAAAUUGCUCAGGACCACCAAGGCACAAUCUUACCAUAAACUCAACGAUGCUGGAAUGCAGUCAUCAAUCUCCAUAGCGAAGCAAAUUUUACAUCCGCAUGGACUGAGAAGAUGCCCCUGCACUGAAAUUGGUACCUUCGAACUUGACUGAAACUUGUAGCUCAAGAGCUUAACUCCCUACAGGAAUCAGUUUUAUGGUCAGGUGAGGCAAACGUUGAGCUAUUUGGCUACAAGUAUUAUGUUUGAAUGAGUCAAUGUGAUGCUUUCAAAGCUAUGAACUCAUUACCAGCUGCCAAGCAUUGGUAGUGGUAGCCCCUUCCCGUGGGGUUGUUUUGCUGCUAGUAGUACUGGUGCAACACGCAACGUGCAUGAAAGAAUCGAUGGACAUUUUUCAAAUUCACCUCAAACCGAGUCUAAAUGUUUGACACUUUGACACAGUUGGAUGUUUCAAUGGGUCGGUAAUCUUAAAAACACAUCAAAACUGGUUUUGCAAUGGAUAAAGCAGGUUAACGAACUCCUGAAAUGGUAAUGCAACAUGCCUGUGCCUGAAAUGGUCUUCCAAAGGUCCAAACCACAGGCCUGAUAAGAGUAUUCUUGUUUCUUGAAAAGGAAUCAUUUAUAUAGAGUGUUAUAACCAGAAACUAUUAUGAUGUCCAUCCCACGAUGACAGUGUGCAAACUUGUGGUUACAACAAAAUUUAUUGUACAUGAUGUUGCAUUUUAGGGAAAAGAAUUACUGUCAUCACUACAGGAUAUGAUCUGCAUAAGUGCUCAUUUAAUGAAUAUCCCCAUUUACUUCUUGUAGUUGAUUGUUCUUUGUGAACUUUUGUUAUCCAUGCAAACAAGUCAGAUUUGAAAUUAUUUAGAAAUGUUGUGGUUAAUUAAAUUCUAAAUUAAACGAGAAAGCCAUAGGUCACAUCACUGAGUUUUUUUUAAGCUGGGGAAAGUUCUGGAGCAGCAGGAAUAAGGCCUUUAAAAUUGUCUACAUAUAAGAGGAAAACUGCAACUCAUUACUUGUUACUAGGAAAGCACAUAUAGUAUGACAAUAAGAGCAGAUAAAAGUUGAUGACUUUGACGGUCAAUAUUGAGGCUUGUGAACUUCCUGUUUAAGGACUUCUAAAAAUGACCAAACCUGACAAAUUUGAAUGGAUUAAAAGAAACAGGAGCGUCUGUAGUUUCACUAUUACUUUCUUAAUUUCCUCAUAUUACGGGUGAGCUGCAUCUCUCC
This is a messenger RNA of Fundulus heteroclitus (mummichog), 4908 nucleotides long. Its product is annotated as D(1) dopamine receptor. Gene Ontology annotation, biological process: adenylate cyclase-activating adrenergic receptor signaling pathway. The record is from RefSeq and is a predicted model, not a curated record. Bases 422 to 1540 code for a protein of 372 amino acids. Gene Ontology annotation, cellular component: membrane. Gene Ontology annotation, molecular function: G protein-coupled receptor activity. The transcript has 2 exons. NCBI's taxonomy places the organism in Eukaryota, Metazoa, Chordata, Actinopteri, Cyprinodontiformes, Fundulidae.